Messenger RNA from Cicer arietinum (chickpea), 1589 nucleotides. RefSeq names its product protein PELOTA 1-like. Gene Ontology annotation, cellular component: cytoplasm. The record is from RefSeq and is a predicted model, not a curated record. Gene Ontology annotation, biological process: RNA surveillance; ribosome disassembly; nonfunctional rRNA decay. NCBI's taxonomy places the organism in Eukaryota, Viridiplantae, Streptophyta, Magnoliopsida, Fabales, Fabaceae.
UUUUCAGGUUAAAACAACAGCAUCCUAAUCCAAGUUAAACCAUGACUCCAAAACUCCCAAUAGGAACGCAACACGCAAUAUAAACAUUAAUUAGAGCGCACACAAGCUGCCACAUAAAAAUCUUCCAAUCCUUAAUCUAUGCCGUAAAUUGUGUAACACCUAAAUCUUCGUAACAUCUCAUUCUCACAACAUCCCUUGGAAAAUUAAGUAGUAAUAAUUAAUUAAUUAAUUAAUUAUUAAAUUGACAUGAAACUCUUGGAAAAAGAUUUUGCUCCUAACCAAAGAGGAACUGUUAAAAUAAUUGCAGAAGAACCUGAUGAUGUAUGGCUUCUUUACAAUCUCAUUACCAUCGGCGACGUCGUUACCGCCGAAACCACACGCAAAGUCCACCUCGAAUCAACCAAAAACACCUCGUCACGUGUCAAACUCGCCCUUCAUCUCAAAGUCACGUGCCGCGACUUUCAAAAAGACUCUUCCACCCUCCGCGUACAUGGCCGCAAUCUCGAACCAAAUCAACAUGUUGCUGCCGGUUCUUUCCACACUUUAACCCUUGAAAGAAAUAAACCUUUUCACCUUGAAAAGAAAAAGUGGAGUCCACAAGCUGUUGAAACCUUAGCCGAGGUUACCGAUGAUUCAUCAUUUUCUUCUUCUGAUGCCAAUCUUCUUGUUGUUGUUCUUCAACAACACCAAGCAGAAAUUCACUUGCUUGGAAAACAAGUCACUACUCGUUGUUCCAAAAUCGAAGCCUCUUCCUCUUCACAUUCUCAUAAAAAAUCAUCUUCUUCCUCUUCAAACAUGUUUUUUCGUGAGGUUUUUGUUGCUUUCAUGAAGCACGUGGAUUUCAACAUUGUGAAAUGUGUGGUGAUAGCAGGGGAUAGCGACAGUAAUACAUCGAUAUCCCCUACUAUCUUUCGUAGAUUUCUUUUGUCAGAAGCGAAGAGGUUAAAGAUAAAAUGUAUCGAAGAGAAUAAAUCACGUAUUGUUGUGGUAGGGUCAAGAUGCAACAACGACAAAGGUAAUUGUGACUUUGACUUGAAGGAAGUUUUAAGUGAUGUGACCGUGAUGAAAUUGAUAAAGAACAACGAGUUAGGGUUAGAAAUUAGGACAUUUAAGGAGUUGUGGGAUAUGAUAUGCAACAAUUCGGAUCGUGUGUGUUAUGGAGCAAGGCAUGUGGAGAGUGCACAUGAGAUGAAUGCGAUUGAAACACUUUUGAUAAGUGAUGAUCUUUAUAGGAAUGAAGACACUGAAAUGAGGAAAAAAUAUGUGAGUUUGGUGAAAUCGGUGAAAGAGAGUGGAGGAAAGGCUUUGGUGUAUUCUUCUAUGCAUGUUUCGGCACCACAAUUAGCUCAGCUAACUGGUGUUGCUGCCAUUCUUAGGUUUCCAUUGCCUAGUCUUCAAGAUAUGGAUGAGGAUGAUGAUCAUGCAUGGAUAUAAUUACAAUUAUAAUACCUUAAUUAAAUUAAAUAUAUUAUAUGUCUAGCUUUUAUUUUUAUUUAAUCCCUUCCCUUGUUAAUAUCAUCAAAAAUAAAUUCUCAUUUGUACAUAUAUAUAUAUAUACAAUAAUGGUUGUAUUGUUGUGGUGAUGUAUA